This is a messenger RNA of Iphiclides podalirius (scarce swallowtail), 1962 nucleotides long. Lineage: Eukaryota; Metazoa; Arthropoda; Insecta; Lepidoptera; Papilionidae. The record is from the annotation of a GenBank genome assembly.
AUGGCGGAGGAGCAAGCGUGCCUUGUGCGCGCACGUUCCGACUCUGAAAGUUCUUCCAAACCUGGCAGUUUUGGAUCCAUAUCACGCACUAUGACUUACACAGAAGAAAGACUUACUGGCACUGAAGGUGCAGGGGAGCCUGGUAAUGUAGCUACUACCACAUCCAGCCCUCCAGAGCAAGCCACAGAUGCAAAUGAUAGUGGAGAGCUACUGGACUAUAAUGACUCCAGUGUAUUGGAGCAGUUUCAUGAAGAUGCCUUGCGCCAGGCUGGCUGUGGAAUGUCACAGGCACGUGUUUUGCUGGCUGUGACCCUUGCCAUAGCUGGAGCGUCUCUCGAGUUGGCGGCAAUACCUUUUGUGCUUCCAUCUGCAGAGAUAGAGCUCUGCAUUUUACCGCAUGAGAAGAAUUGGUUAGUGCUGAUAAGUCUAGUGGGUGGUUCACUGGGUGCUGUGGGUUGGGGCGCGUUAGGAGAGCGCCUGGGCCGCCGCAGAACUCUGCUCUCUUGCCUCGCCGUGAAUGCAGUAUUCGCAGCUAUUGCCGCAUUUAUGCCCACAUACGGCACGUUUAUGAUGGCCAGGUUCUGCUCGGCGAUCGGGUCCGGCGGCAUCGCGGCCGUGGGCUACACGUACUGCGGCGAGUGGUGCGUGCGCGGGCGGCGGCGGCGCGCGCUGGCGGUGCUGGCGGUGGGCGCGGGCGGCGGCGCGCUGCUCGCCUCCGCGCUGGCGCACGCCACGCUGCCCGACACCGGCGCCGGCGCGCUCCGCGAGAACAGGGAGCACUUCAGCGCCUGGCACCGAUACCUUCUCCUGUGCACCUUACCAAUUCUCGCUUCUUUAGUAAGCCUGAUUUGGACACAAGAGUCACCUCGCUAUCUACUAGACGUGGGACGAGAGGUGGACGCUAUGAUGGUCUACCAGAACAUUCACAGCAGCAACCAGUUCCGUUUAUGCGGCAAGGGCAACGUCACCGCGGCCGGUGGCGACUCAGAGUAUCGGCUUGGAGAGUUGUCCCUACCCGGAAAACGUCGUCCACCAGCUCUCCAUCAUGUGAGGCACAGUGUUAAAAUGUUCUGGCAAGCAUUCUUUCAACUAUUCUCAAGCCCAUAUCGAAGUACAACAAUAUCCUUAGGUGGGGUUCUCCUUUUCAGUAUGGCUAUACAGUACUACCUGUCGUCGUACGUGCCGGCUACCGUGGCGCAGGCCGAGAGCGAUCAGUUCGAGGCGUCGAAGCGGCUCGUGACCAACGAGUCGUUCACGGACGUCCACUACAACGAGACCCUCGAGAACGUGCAGUACAUCGGCGUGGCCUUCAGGGACUGCACAUUCCGCGACAUGAUCAUGUCCUACGUGGAGUUCGACAACUGCACAUUCACCAACGUGUCGUUCUCCAACAUCAUGUCUUCCUACACCGCCUUCCGGGACUCCGUCUUCGUGAACAGCACCAUCAUCGACACGGACAUGGAGGUGGGCCGCGAGCUGGCCGACUGCGCGCUGAGCGGCAGCGUGGUGCGCGGCAUCCGCGGCGGGUGCGCGCGCCACGCCGACCUGCGCACGCACCUCGGCGGGCUGCGCGGCGAGCAGGGGCACGCGGGCCGCGCCGCGCUCGUCGCCGCCGCGCUCGCGCUGCUGCCGCACCCGUGCGCCCUGCGCCCCGCCGUUUUCCUAUGCGCAGCCUGUAUACUACUGUCGCCGUCUCUCUACUUUACCCAAGACGAAGUAAUGCUUUAUAUCAUAGAAGCAACCUAUAGAUUACUGCUGACGCUUAUAUUUUACAAUGUCGGACUUGACGUUGUAGAUUCGUACCCUGCUAACUUGCGAUGCACAGCGCAUGGUCUUAUACUAUCUGUGGCUUAUAUGGGAGGAGCAAUUGUCAAAGGUUCGGGGGAAGGUGGCCCAAUUCUUAGCUGCGGUCUCUGUGGCUUAUUCGCCAUAGCCGCGACCGGUUUCUCAUUGCAUAAACGA